AUGAGCAAGAACGUGGUUGUCACCGUUACCCGCCUCGGUUACACUCGUUCGGCGGACGUCAAGCUCGACCUGACCGAUGCCAAGGCUGUAGAUGACUUCUUUGCCAAUAACAAGGUCGACGUUGUCGUGCACUGUGCCGCCGAGCGCCGCCCGGAUGUCGCUGAGGCUAACCCCGAGGCCGCUGAGCGGAUUAACGUCGAUGCCUCGAAGCACCUCUCCGAGCUUUCCCUCAAGUAUGGCUUCACUCUGAUCUACAUCUCAACCGACUAUGUGUUCAACGGCAGGAACCCUCCCUAUGAGGUUGAUGCGAAGCCCGACCCGCUCAACCAGUACGGCCGCCAGAAACUGCAGGGCGAGCAAGUCACGCUCGAGACUAGGGACAAGGGCGCCAAGGUCGUCGUUCUCCGCGUCCCCGUGCUCUACGGUGUUGCCGAGACGAACAGCGAGUCGGCCGUGAACAUUCUCGUCGAUGUCGUCCAGGACCAGAGCGGCAAGAAGUACACGAUGGAUGACUACCAGAUCCGUAACCCGACGAACGUCAGGGAUGUCGCCCGCGUCUGUUACGAGCUGAGCCACCUUCCUUCAAACAAGCUGCCCCCCAUUGCGCACAUUCGCUCGACGGGCCCGCCCAUGACGAAGUGGAACAUGGUCCAGGCCAUGGCCAAGUCGCUCAACCUCCCACUCGACCACGUCACGCCUGUUUCCACUAAGCCCACGUCUGGCACCGAGCGGCCAUGGAACACGGAGCUCAGCGUCAAGGUGCUCGAGGAUCUCGGUAUCGACACAAAGGAGGAGACACCGUUCGCGCAGUGGUGGAAUCAGUACCUGGGUGGAAAGUGA
Trichosporon asahii var. asahii CBS 2479 is the source of this 840-nucleotide messenger RNA. RefSeq lists its product as uncharacterized. Gene Ontology annotation, cellular component: methionine adenosyltransferase complex. The transcript has 4 exons. Gene Ontology annotation, biological process: S-adenosylmethionine biosynthetic process. Gene Ontology annotation, molecular function: methionine adenosyltransferase regulator activity. The coding region runs from base 1 to 840 and encodes 279 amino acids. Lineage: Eukaryota; Fungi; Basidiomycota; Tremellomycetes; Trichosporonales; Trichosporonaceae. The record is from RefSeq and is a predicted model, not a curated record.